Dicrocoelium dendriticum is the source of this 6198-nucleotide messenger RNA. The record is from the annotation of a GenBank genome assembly. NCBI's taxonomy places the organism in Eukaryota, Metazoa, Platyhelminthes, Trematoda, Plagiorchiida, Dicrocoeliidae.
AUGCAACUUACAGUCACCGUAUAUGACAGACCCCGUUCAGCUGCGGACGCCACUGCCUCACGAAUAACCAACAGAGUGUGCAUUGUUCCAAAGAGCGCGAGCAAUACUGAUCAACAACGUGCCACCAGCCGGCUCACUCGUAUCCCCGUGGACCUUCACAGCAACUCUGCGAUACCGAGCGGAUCUUCGAUAACAUCGGCGAAUCAGGACAAACCGAAUGGCCGAGCUCCUCCAACUACAAAACUUGUGCAGUCUGUUAUACAUCAAAACCCUCUCAAACAGAACCGCCAUGGAGCCCAUUUUAAUUCCUCUUCGGAGGCAACACAGAACCUCAGUCGUGUUCAUUUGGCCAAAACUCUGAAAGAUGAACGAACUCACGAAAAGCCAUGCAUGGCUACACCCACCAAGGAUAUCGAAAACAAAAAAGCUUCACAGCUGGGUAGUCCGAGCGAUCCCAAUUCGCCAUCGGAGGGUCAUCCCCAUAAUCUUCCCCCAAAUCCGGCAGGGAAGUUCGCAUUCAGUGACGGGGAUCUAGACCACAGUCCACCCCGCGUUCUUGCUGACCCAUCAAGGUUUUCAUUCGAACAACGCGACUCCUGUGGUGUUGGCUUACUUGCAUUCAGACCGUUUGCCACUACGCACGUCCCGUCCGCUAUCCCCAUGCCAAAGACCCUAUCUCAAGCGAUUCCCAACGAGACCUCUCAAAUAACCUCUACUGUCGCACAGUUCCCCACGCGAUGCAAAGGUGGUGUUAAUCAGACAACGGAUUCCUCCAACCUUCAUAGUUCUGUUCCGUAUCCCUUCGCUCCGUCAAACACCUGUCCAGGCUCCCCCGUCUACUGGAAUCGGACUGUCAACGCUUCAGUGGUUCCGCCGUCACAAUGGACGAUGACAGCGCCGUUUUCGAGGAAGGAUUUAGCACAAACCACUCUUCCUCAAUCCAGAGCUGCGAACUCGGCAUCGUGGAAUUUCGCGAUGACAUAUGGACAGAGCAGCUUUAGUAUGAAUCCCUCAGCUGCAGCUCCCCUGCGGCAUACCGCUAACUCUGUUCAGUACCCUCAAAUUGCAAUCUACCCCACGAUAUUUGGCACUGGUGCCUCCAGGUCGGAGGCUGAGACCGGGCUCUCGAAAACUGCGGGUGCAUUAUCUGCACAGCCCGGAAAUCCAAACCCCCUGAACCUUUACAUAGAAAGGCAGUCGUCCACAUGGAGACCCAAUGAGAUGACCACGCUUACCUCCAAAAUGAUAUCACCAUCGCCAUUUGUCCCACCCGUGUCUUAUUGUCCAAUUUCACAGCCAACUCCUCCAACCCGUGGACACUCGCUACUGGCAAGUAGAACAUCAGAGAAGAUCGCAUUUGCCAAUCGUGGUCCGCGGUCCGAAGACUCAGUUGGAUCGCCAAGGCAAUCGAGACACUCACCGCGAAAGUUGCUCUUAUCACCAAAGUUGACGUCGAAGACAAUCGCUCAAGUGCAAGACAAGGGGACUUCAAACAUGACCUCAAAAGAUUCUCUAUCUGCACGAUCAAACACAAGAACCACAGGAUCACACUCCAUCCAGGCAUGCUUGGCUUCAGUCCCCUCCGGAUCUGACAUCAUGUCGCUUGCAAAAACCACUCAGCCGGACCGACACAUCUCAACUUCCCGUUCACAAAUGGAGGCACAACAAGUUGGUCAAAGACAAAAAGCGCACGAACUUUAUGUUGCUCUGAAGAAGCGUUUUCCAAGUACCAGGCAGGGAAAGCCCUUCCUUACGACUGACUCAAAUGCCAAUAACGCAGAUAUCCGACUGGUGAGUUGUCAAGCUCGCCUGAUAGGUUAUGAGAAUGGCGAUUCCACCUUAACUGACACCCCACCAAGCCACGCAGGGAAGAUUCAAACUUUGGCGCGGCACACAGACCCGAAAACGCAAACUAAUAGCAUCAGUAGCGGUGCUUUGAAUUCGAGCUUUGAGUCCAUGGCCUCUUCUCCCACGGUCACUGAUUGUAACAACCACCAGGAACGUCGCGUGUCACACUUGGUGAGACGACAGCACGGCAAUUCGGUGUCCCCGUCUAUGUCAACUGCAGUGGCUUCUAAAGUAGUAGAGAAGACAGUGGUCGAUUCAAGUAUUCGAUCGUAUUUGAGCAAUGAAUUGCCCAGCUGCGGUUACAUAUCCGACGGGGAUGUUGUACUUGCACCAGUUGGUCUUACCCCAUCAUCUAACGAUGCACGUCAACCUGUUGGUAUAUCAUCUCUUCCUCGACACUAUGGCCUCUCCGUCAUCAGCGAAAAGCAUACAACAAACGUCGAACACCGAGAUAUUACAACGUACGCUAGACUAAUGCAGCAUCGAAUGCAGGAGGGGAUGAGAGCUGUGCAGGAGUCAUUGAAGUUGCCAUAUCGUACGAACAUUCCCUCACAUAUCAGACCAGAAGAAGCAAACUCAUCUACUUUUAGCGUCGAUCCGGCCUCUACAGGUUCUGGAAUGGGCUAUCAAGGAAAACUCAGCUCUGCGAUGUCAGUUAAUGCUUGUUCGCACUUGAAUGCCGAAUUGCAGGAACUCGAGUCUUUAAACACGGAAGUUUGGACCCCGUCUUCGACAGCUUCCAACGUGUGGGAUACCGUAAUACCCGAACAGCCAAAGCAACAUCAGCUCUCAGUACAUUCAGGUCCGAGUUACAGCUCAAACACAUGGAAUUCAUCUGCUACAGAUCCGGAGGACAUUCACUGUCACAUCAGUUCUGAUAGCGGUGCCCGAGUCAUUUCCAGAUUAGCCAAAUGGAAUUCGAUUAAUAAGUGCUCUGAAGACUGUUACAACAGCUGUGAGCACACUGUGCGAAAACCUGUUCAAGAGUCGAAGGAUGAAACACUAAUGUCCGUCUCUAGCCCAGAUGCUAGAGACGGCCAGACUGCGGAUUUACCCAGCGCCAAUUCGAAGUCGGAUACAGAGGAAUGGUCUACCAGAAAACUUUACAAAUCUAAUUCGAACUCAAACUCUAACCAUGCUGCACAGAAGUCUAUCCCUCAUCUUCCAGUGGAAGCCAGGAGAACGUACCUUAGAUCGAAUCCUUCACGCGAAGCUCCACAGUUUUCGAAUGUUCGUUCAGCCCUACCAUCACCAGUGUCUUCAGAGUCAACGUUUGGUUCCCGAAAAUUCAAGCCAAAUCCCGAUAUGGAACGCAUUUAUGGCGUAGCUACAACCAGGGCGACAACCUGGCUACGACGCACACCGAAGUGUUUGGAAAAACGUGAAGUCUAUGGGCUGGAAACAGAACCCAAACAAGCGUACGCAGACGGAUCAGCUAGUGCACCUCCCGGCACUCCUAUCCGCCUACCAUACACACCAGCUGGGUUCUUUACCGGUGGAAUGGAGCUAGCUCAAAUCCUGUCACCCGGUGUGGAAGAAUCAACCUUGUCACUCCCAUCUGGAAAUUCACACGCCUCCAGAACAGAAAAUCGACAACUGGAAGAGAUUAGAAUUCUACGUCAACGUCUAAAGGUGGCGGAGGGACAUGUGACGGCACUAACUUCUCAGCUGAUUACUAACGCACAAGUUGUGUCGGCGUUCGAGCAAAGCUUGAACAGCAUGUCCCAGCGUCUGCAGACACUGACCCACACGACAGCGAAGAAGGAUUCAGAAUUACACACCUUACGAUCGACGAUAGAGGCGUUGCGCACUCAGUCCGGACUUGGCUUCUCCAAAUUGCUCCAUGCCAAAGUGGGCAGAUCCCUGGAAGAAAAGUCGGACGAGAAAUAUCCGGAGACGGAGCAGGCGAGCCACCCAAUUUCUGGCACAUCCAGUUUGAGCCUAAACCAGCAAGACGUCGCUUCGUCGGGACGUCUAUCCCCGGUGAAUCAGUCGUCGUAUUCGGCCGAGUCGUCACCCAAAAAAACUCCGCUCACCGACACGAAAUCGAUCCCAGUGAUUGGCUUAAAAAAGAAUAGCUGGUUCCGCGCUUCCAUUGGCAAAGCAUUCCGAAAAAGAUCACCUGCGACGUCCUCUGUGAAUUGCGUCACCUCACCCGCUUCGCCGCAACAAACACAUGGAUCUGUGGAUGCACAAAUUCCCAGCGACCACCUCCACUCAGUCACGGGUGUUGGGACCAUGUGUUCUCGGUUUCCGCUAGAAGCGACGACACCAAACCAAUGGUCUAAACCGGAUCCCACACCGAUUAUGGGCCAACCGAUUGGUCGACUCAACGGCCUCUCUCCAUCUGUUUCAUCCACAUCUUCCUCCUCCACGAGUGGUAGUAGAUGGAACCAUGAAGUAAACGCAGCUGUUUGGCCUACCAAUAACGCCUGCAGCUCUUACUGCUCGACGGAUCCCCAUCCAAGCCACGCAGACGUAGCAACUCAUUUGGGCACGUUCCCACCCAGCAAAAGUGUUAGCUGCAGGAACUCGCGAGCCGGCGCACAGUCAGCCGUUGUCGCUCCCACGGAGCAUAGUUUCGGCGCGGAAGCGCUCAGGAAACCAACAACUUCCGGUGUCUCAUUCGCCCCUUCGAAAAAAGUCAACAAUAUACCGAUGACUGCCAACUUCAGUCCAUACCCUUCUCAGCUGCAUGCAUUGGAAUCGGAGGUGUGCCGUCUUCGGGGACAACUGAGUGAACGAGAAUCUAAACUGACUGAUGUACAGCUAGAGGCACUUGCCAGCACACACCAAGUGAAUCAGCUUCGCGAUCAAUUACUUCGCAUGGAAGAAGAGUUGCAGCGGCUUCGCUCGGACAAUCACCGGCUGCAAAGUUUGGUGCGUGGAGGCACAGAUACCCCUGCGGCAAUUUCAACACAGCCAGCAUCAAGAUUAGAGAAUGACGUUGACCCAUCCAAAUUGACGCCAUUACCAUGCGUUUCGGACGAAAACAAUGAGUGGCCAGUAGAAAGUGAGCUCGAUAUUCUUUUUGCUGUCAGUCACAAAAGCGGGAAAAAUCCGGAUGAAUUCCAAACAAAGAGAUUAGCAGUUGUUAGUCUGGUCCCAGAUGCAGAGGCAGAACUUCGUUCCAUCAAUAUAGGUUUGGUGGAUUUAAAGCAGUUUGCUCAUUGGGUUGACCUCGACAAGCAUUUAACACAGAUGUUUGUAGCGUACACGCGCCUCAUUAACCCGCAUGGAGAGUUGGACACCCGGAUCAACACUAUCCUUGGAUACCGCAUUGUAACACAUUCCACUCCCCAGAAUGGUGAUGUGUAUGAACACUGGAUACGGAGUGGUGAAUCCGUGGGGAACAGCGAAGAAGAAACCGCCUUGGCUACGCUGCUAAAGCAGAAUUCCAUAGAGAACGGAACAACUCAGAUUGCGCUCCUGUUUCGUGCCGACUCGAACGGGUUUUCUGUUCGAUUACCGCUAUUCUUCCUGCUCCCAGCCGCCAGGUUGGAAUGUUGCUUGUCCUUGUUGCAUCGCUAUCGACGCAUCGUAUUAUGUCAUUCGAAUGAAUUUGCCGCACAGACCGAAAUGCUAGCCUUUUCGUUGGCGCGCUGCUUGCAAGAAAGUGGCCGCGUCGCAGAAUGUCACCGGUUUCACCUUGGCAGAAGCAAUGAUCCAGUUGGAGAAGCGGAACGCUGCGUCUCAUCUACAAACACCAACAAGCCGGUGGCCAUAGUCUUGCACCAACUCGACUGCAUAACCUCGCAACAGUUUAUAAACAUGCUGCGGUCUUCAACUGACCAAAUGGCCGCCUCUUUCAACGGAGAAGGACAUUUCCUCAUUGGAACGGUGUUGGAAUCUAUCAGCCCCCCGGACGAAGCAGAGCUUUUGCCGGUAGAUUCAUGUCUGGUGCGUUGGAACACCAAUAGCUGUUGCUGGAUCAGUUCUCAAUGGAAAGAGUUCGAUGUAUGCAAACUGUACUUGUCCUGUUCCUUGCGCCAACGCAUAGUGCACUUGGCCGUGGCCGAAAGCUCUGACCUAAAGGAGUGCGAUACACUGAGGUUCUCACAUACCAGUCCAAUACGAGCUCAUCUCGAAUGGCUACAAAAAGUGUGGGAGAAAAUCAGACAGCAGCACACAAACGCCAUCCUUCCGCCCAAUGUGUUCGACGACGUACCUCUGAGUGACUUGGAGCAAUGGUUUAUUUACAAAUGGAACAAUCAAAUUGCACGCCACUUGAGAGCGGAAACAAAGGAUGGCAGUUGCGCGGGGGAGCUCAUCGACUGGAUCUGUUCUACGUGGCCUACGAAGGAAGGUCGGGAAAAGCUUAGACAGCAGUUAACCCCGAGUCAAACUUGA